UGGGUGUGUGUUUAUUGCAUAAAUGGGUGUGUGCUUAAUUGCAUAAAUGGGUGUGUGCUUAAUUGCAUAAUUGGGUGUGAGCAUAAUUGCAUAAAUGGGUGUGUGCAUAAUUGCAUAAAUGGGUGUGAGCUUAAUUGCAUAAAUGGGUGUGUGCUUAAUUGCAUAAAUGGGUGUGUGCUUAAUUGCAUAAAUGGGUGUGAGCUUAAUUGCAUAAAUGGGUGUGUGCUUAAUUGCAUAAUUGGGUGUGAGCUUAAUUGCAUAAAUGGGUGUGAGCUUAAUUGCAUAAAUGGGUGUGAGCUUAAUUGCAUAAAUGGGUGUGUGCUUAAUUGCAUAAUUGGGUGUGAGCUUAAUUGCAUAAAUGGGUGUGUGCUUAAUUGCAUAAUUGGGUGUGUGUUUAUUUGCAAAAAUGGGUGUGAGCUUAAUUGCAUAAAUGGGUGUGUGCAUAAUUGCAUAAAUGGUGUUUGCCUAAUUGCAAAAAUGGGUGUGAGCUUAAUUGCAUAA
Molecule: messenger RNA, 501 nt
Organism: Lottia gigantea (owl limpet)
Lineage: Eukaryota; Metazoa; Mollusca; Gastropoda; Lottiidae
Exons: 1
Source: RefSeq, a predicted model, not a curated record